AUGCGCGAGGCUGAGCCCCCUCUCAGACCAGCCCGGCUUGCGCCUCAGGUCCAGGCUGCCCCGUGGAACACAACGCGGGCCUUCCUCGCGGCGACCAAGGGCCAGUGUUUGCUGGAGGUGACGGGAGCCGCCGACCCCACGGGCUGUGGAGAGGGCAUUUCCUACGUCAGACUCAAGCAGGAGAACAAGAUCCGCUUGGAGGGAGAGAGGCUGAUGGGGACCGACGCGGACCUCCGCCGGCUCACCCUGAAGAAAGCCCAGAAGCUGCUGAGGGUAUUUGGGGUCUCGGAGGAGGAGAUCAAAAAGCUGUCCCGCUGGGAGGUGAUUGCCGCUGUCCGCGCCCUGUCCACCAAGGAGCUGAAAUCGGGGGCCAACUCCAGAGACCUCACCAAGUUUGCGCGCACGUCCCAGUCCUCGGCGGCCGAGCAGCAGAGACGCUUCCAGCAGGAGGUCCAAAGGGUGUUUGACCUGCAGAACAGGCCCCCGGCGUUCCGAGAGGUCUGUGAUGGCCGGGCGAACGCUCCCUCUUCCCUUCUGGGCGAGACUUUCAGGGCAUUCGGCGGGAAGUACCGGAGAAAAGGGCAGGUCCUGAGCGGGAUGCUCGGGCUGCUCCCUCGGGUCCCCCCGGCCUCUCUCCUCUGCCCUCUCAGGGUCCUGGCGUCCACCGACGUGCUGUCCACCGACACGGACAGUGAGACAUCGGAUGAAGAGAACGCUCAGGUGCUGGACAGCAUGUGUCACGACAUCGAAGACCUCCUGGAGGGCAAGACCAACCCUCAAAAGCUGCAGAGACAGAAGGAGAAGCAGGAGUACCAGGAGCUGCAGCGGCUCAUGCUCGGAGGAGAUGGGGGUGCGCGUCCCCAAGAAAAAGACCGGGGCCCACCCGCCUCGCGCGCUGAGUUUCUGGUCAUCUACCGCACGUAUGUGGACGAGUCUGGGAAGGAAUACGUCCGGAACGAGAUAGUCCGGGAUCCAGCGGUGAUCAAAGUCUACAUCCAAGUGAAGACCACCCAAAAUGAGGACUCCAUCCGGCAGUUCUUCCACGCUGAUGAGCAGAAGCGGCAGGAGCUGCGGAAGGAGAAGAAGAGACUCCAAGACAGACUCCGCCGGAUGCGCAUCGCCAACCAAAGGGAAAAGCAGAAGGAACAACGUUCCCCGGGGAAGCUUCCCAAGCCCGAGGCCCCUAAAUCCAAGCUCUUAUGUGGCGCCUGUGGGUCCCACGGACACAUCAAGACAAACAAGGCUUGUCCGAAGUACUGCCCCCCCAAGGACCUGGGCCCCAGGCUCAAAGUCAUGACCCAGGAGCAAGAGGAGAGGGAGCUGGCCAAGCGGCUCCCUCAGGAGUCCCUCAUCAAAGUCCAGGAAACCAAGAUUUUCAUGAAGAGGAAGCUGUUUGAAACCAUGAAUGAGGUCCGAAGGGAAACCCUGAAGGUGAGGGUUGAGAAACGGCCCCAGAAGAACCCGAAGAACCUCAUCCCUCACCCGAAGAGGAAAUCUGUGUGUAUUGACGAUAAGGAAAGUUUAAGCUGCAUCAGGCAUCCAUGCCAGCCUGCCCUUCCUUGCCCUCCAACCAGGAGGGCAUCUUCUUGUGCCAAAUCACCCGGGUUUCCUUUGAAAAGGAGCGAGCAGCUUCCUUCUGUAAAAUCUGCAGCCAGCCCCCCUCAGAAGACUCCGCCAUCUCCAGCCAAUGAAACGCAGAGCGAACCUGAAGCACCCUCAUUUCCUCGGCAUAAAAGCUGGGGUCUCCAAAACUGGCUCCCGCAAAAGGGCAGGAGUUUAACCUGUCCCCAGAAAGAAAAGCCAGAUAGCGUGGCUCGGACUCCUCCACCCAAGGCAGACCGAAUCCCUCCUGCGAGAGAGUCUCGGGACCCCCCAGGCUGUUCAGAACCAUCUGGCCAUAGGCACAAGAGGCCCAGAAACUCUCUGUACCAGUCGGGCCAGGAAGGGACCCAGGAGUUUUCCAAUUGUGUUUCCCAGGCUGGACCCGAUAGGUCACGUCAGAGCUCCCCACUGUUCAAGGACUCCCAGAAACCAGAUCCAGGGGCUUCUUCUUGGGACAGAAGCCCGGACGGUCCAUCCCAGAAGCAUCACGUCAGUAUUUUGUAUGAGGACCUCCAAGUUUCUGACACAGAUGAUGAAGAGAGUGAAGAGAGUGAAGAGAGUGAAGAGGAAGAGGAAAUCUAGAGUGAAUAAAGCACCACAAAGAGUCUCUGAAAAACCCAAGUCUACCACCGCAUUCAGGGAAUCGCCAGCCAUCCUGAUCCAUGUCUUCCUGCAGGAUUCCAUCCCUGCUGGAGGAGAGAGAUUGAUGUCUUUGCACAGCCCUACCUCUUAUAAGUCAAGAUACCAUCAGUGGUCUUCUGGGAACAGGAAUACAAUGAUGGCUCCCAAGGCUUGACUUCUUUGUCUCUGUAAAGUAUUUUAAAGUAUAAAUAAAAUUGUUCUAAUUUUGAA
Molecule: messenger RNA, 2454 nt
Organism: Antechinus flavipes (yellow-footed antechinus)
Lineage: Eukaryota; Metazoa; Chordata; Mammalia; Dasyuromorphia; Dasyuridae
Product: transcription initiation factor TFIID subunit 1-like
Exons: 12
Coding region: 1-2184 (727 amino acids)
Biological process (GO): transcription by RNA polymerase II; RNA polymerase II preinitiation complex assembly
Cellular component (GO): transcription factor TFIID complex
Molecular function (GO): RNA polymerase II general transcription initiation factor activity; histone acetyltransferase activity; RNA polymerase II general transcription initiation factor binding
Source: RefSeq, a predicted model, not a curated record